UGAUUUUAUGACGAUCUAACAGCUUCUCUGUUUGUUUCUUUUGUAAUUUUUUAAUUUUCUUAUAAAUUGCUGCGAUUAAUUACUUAUAUCAGCAUUAUCAAAGCUCACUUACUAACAUUUUUCACAGAAAAUGUCUUCACCGGUGGAGGAAAGCGUGCGACGAAACAGUGAGAGCGAGAAUGGUGAAGCUGAGACCCCUGAACAUGACCCACACUUCGAUCCAAUAGUGUCUCUACCGUUGGUCGACAUUCAAACAAAUGAAGAAGAUGAGGAAGAGCUGGUGAAAAUACGCGCACGGCUUUAUAGAUAUGACACCGGCGAUCACGAAUGGAAGGAGCGGGGAACAGGCGACAUAAAACUGUUGCGUCACACUGGCAACAAUACAGUUAGAGUUGUUAUGCGUCGUGACAAGACAUUAAAAGUAUGCGCCAACCACUUCAUCACACCAGAUAUCAGGAUGAAUGUACACUGUGGCUCUGAUAAGGCUUUCAACUGGUCUGUGUUUGCUGAUUUUGCUGACGAACAAAUGAAGCAGGAAUUAUUGGCUAUCAAAUUUGGGAAUUCACAAAAUGCUGAACUGUGGAAAACCAAAUUUGCUGAAGCGCAGGAGGUUGUCAGGACCAAGUGUAGUCUUUACACUAAUGACCUAUCAUCUGAUUCUGAUGAUGAAAGUAGUAUUACACAAAGCGAAGAUACAGAGACGCCAGAGCCUAAAAUCGGUGACAAAGCCCCUGAUGAUGACUGCAAGAAAGAACCUUCCGAUGAGAAAGACUCAGAUGGCAUUGUUUUAAAACUAAAAGAACUUAAAGUGCAAAGUGAAAAAUCUGAAUAACUUUUAACACUUUAAUUAAUAAAUAAUACAUGUAAUGAAUUCCAUUUAUUUUGUAUAAAGUUUGAUAUUAAUUUACGUAUUAGGCUAAGGCUGCUUUUCCACUAGAGAUGUGCUAUGCUACAUUGCUAUUUUCAUUGCUCCACCCAGCUUAGCAUUGGUGGAAACAAGUUCAACAAAGCUAGGUUUUAUGUGAAGGGAUGUGUGCUAUGGAUGAGAGCUACAGAUGGGAGCUAUAAUUAGAGCUACGGUCUACGUGUGCGUUGAGUCGCACAUUUGCCUUGCACAGCUACCUCGCGGCGGCGUAUCUUAAUAGCACAUCUUAGCCCCUCCGCUAUACCUCUUAGCAUUAGUGGAAGUGGUCACAUAGUUCUGUAGCUGACCUUUGACCUCUUCACAGCAUGGCUGCAUAGCACAUCUCUGGUGGAAAAGCAGCUUAGGCAUGAGU
This is a messenger RNA of Maniola jurtina (meadow brown), 1277 nucleotides long. Its product is annotated as ran-specific GTPase-activating protein-like. Gene Ontology annotation, cellular component: nuclear pore; cytoplasm. The coding region runs from base 131 to 832 and encodes 233 amino acids. The transcript is spliced from 4 exons. Gene Ontology annotation, molecular function: GTPase activator activity. Gene Ontology annotation, biological process: nucleocytoplasmic transport. Lineage: Eukaryota; Metazoa; Arthropoda; Insecta; Lepidoptera; Nymphalidae. The record is from RefSeq and is a predicted model, not a curated record.